AUGAGGGUCCUGCUCUCUGUCCUGGGAGUCCUCACCUUGCUAUCCAUAGUUCCUCUGGCCAGGAGCUUUCUUGAGAGACAGGGUUGCUCUUCAGACCUCCACCACUGCAGAAUGAGGUGUAAUGCCAACGAAUAUGCGACCAAAUACUGUGAGGACUGGACCAUCUGCUGUCGGUUAAAGAAGAGAGACAUCAAGAAGAAAAAGAUAUGA
Messenger RNA from Meriones unguiculatus (Mongolian gerbil), 210 nucleotides. Its product is annotated as beta-defensin 43-like. The record is from RefSeq and is a predicted model, not a curated record. The transcript is spliced from 2 exons. Lineage: Eukaryota; Metazoa; Chordata; Mammalia; Rodentia; Muridae. Gene Ontology annotation, cellular component: extracellular region. Gene Ontology annotation, biological process: innate immune response. Bases 1 to 210 code for a protein of 69 amino acids.